Messenger RNA from Serpula lacrymans var. lacrymans S7.9, 849 nucleotides. RefSeq lists its product as uncharacterized. The transcript is spliced from 4 exons. Bases 279 to 650 code for a protein of 123 amino acids. NCBI's taxonomy places the organism in Eukaryota, Fungi, Basidiomycota, Agaricomycetes, Boletales, Serpulaceae. The record is from RefSeq and is a predicted model, not a curated record.
GGACGGCGGACGAAUCUCCAUUCUAGACAAGAAGGUGGAUCGCGUGUGUCCAGAUUGACAGUGGAACGCCGCCUCGGCGUCUCAAUGCAGUGCGCCGCAUUAUGUGAUUUUUAAGGCAAAGUUGACACGAGUGUCCUUUCUUUUUCUUUCUUUUUUUUGCUCAUCCGAGGCUGCUACUAAAGGAUAGAUAAAAGUGCAGUUUGCUGCGGAUGCGUGCCGCUCGCCUUUUUCCCUUCCACUCCCUGUAUUAGCACUCCCAAUUAGCAGACCGUGUCACAAUGCGUCUCCCCAGCUAUCGCUCUUCCUACGUUCUUCGAUAUCAUCCUUACCCCACCAGAUCCCGCCCUACUACGAGGAGCUCAAUGGACGCUUUUGAUGAUAUGUUCCCAAAUGAUAUGGAAUUUUCCCCUGAUAUCGACAGCUUUACCUAUGGUAGUGAAGUAACAAGGACACCUAUCAUUCCAGCGGUCGAAGGACGCGAGCCUGACGAUGCCAUUUCAAAGCUAGAUUUGGCGCUCUACCCGGGCCCAGCUUCGCAAUCCGAGGCAAUAGCCAGGCCAGGUAACUUGCGCCGACGUAUCAGCUUUUCAGAUAUCGUCAUUGACCUGGCGUUCUUCGUAAUUCACAAAAUAUUGCCUCUGAGGUCCUAGGUGCAUGAGAUAUAUGCCGCAGUGCGUUUUUCUUGACAGAAUGAUGCUCGUUUCAUUCAAGUUUCGUUUUCCUCUCUGCUUUCUGGCUGCAUAGAACAUGGUUGUCCCAUGGCUCUGAUACAGCUUUGCUGAUGCUUUCAUGAUUCAGACCAGCUUUAUAUUAGUAAACUAGCAUAUCUGUUUUGGUUGCUAUCGAUUU